Aspergillus piperis CBS 112811 is the source of this 1297-nucleotide messenger RNA. RefSeq lists its product as uncharacterized. Lineage: Eukaryota; Fungi; Ascomycota; Eurotiomycetes; Eurotiales; Aspergillaceae. The transcript is spliced from 7 exons. The coding region runs from base 197 to 853 and encodes 218 amino acids. The record is from RefSeq and is a predicted model, not a curated record.
AUGAGAACCCUUGUCAUGCGGGGUGGAGAAGGUAAAGAUAAAGAAAAUAGAAAAGACCAAUCAGUUUCUCGGGAAGGGGAUCUUUAUAGAUCGCUGAUCUCUUGUGGAAGGUAUUUCGCCUGCACCCCGGUACAUUAUUCUUCCUCCGGGGCACCUGGUACCCUGGAGUGCGGAGCGGAUCUCUGCCAUCAGUGGCAUGACCCUGAUAACGAUGGCAGUCGGGGCUCGGCGGAAGAGAUCUUCUCCCCUCGCUGGCGUCAUAGUUCCGGCCCGUCAGACCGGGAGCUGGGGUUCCCAAUCAGAGGCGGGGACUCCUAAAUUGUUCAGCUUGGACCAUCAUGCUAAGUACAAGAGUACUUUGUAUCAACCACUUAAAAAUCCUACUGAUUGCGUGGCGACCACUGGAGUCGGUUUCCUUCGAGGCGGGAAAAGGUCGGAUAGACACAUACCACACGGCCGAGGUGCAGCCCGAUGUGCCAGGUUCAAGGCGGUUUCUCUGGACUUCGCGACAGGCUGUGGAGUAGACAUGCUCCGUUGUAGUACAAGAUGCAAAAGCAAUGCACGGUCACCUGCUCAGGCUAACCCGAUCGGCACGAGUUUUUGUCGGCCGGGGCCGGCGUCAGGCGGCCAACUGGUUUCUGCCUGCAUUCUGCCGCCCUUCUCCGACCAGAACCUACACAGUCCAAAGGCUCAGCUCGCGUGUCAACUGACAACGUCACUUUACGCUUUGAUAUCAUUCCCCAACGUCAUGGUCCAUGUGGUUGCUGCCAGAUGCGCUUUCUCUCAUGGUGUAGGGGAUGACAUCGGGUCGGUCCUUGUAAUCCGGUGUCUAGCCUCUUGGCUGCAAAGCUAAUCCAUACACGUACAAUCUCUAUCGGCUUGGAGAACCACGCAGCUAUUCCGUCUCCCUUGUGCCGCCCUGGCCUCGCAUCCCGGCCUCCCGAUGCAAUCCGACGCCACACCUAAAGUCGACCCGAGGAACGACAUCGCGUCUAAGGGAAGAAGUAUGAUACGUCUCAACAAGGUUCACGCACAUCAUGGUCCGGAUAAUUUCUAUAGCCGCCAAUUCUCCCUCUGGUCAGAUGGACAAUAUUCCUCUAUCAACGCCUUCGAGACCAUAGGUGAGUACAUCAAUCAUCCCACGUAGUCUCAUUCGCAGAUAAGUCGAGACUCGAGUGGGAGGAACAACAUUUCCGUAACCAUGUUUCCUUUUGGUGCUCCGCGUUUCUCGCCCCCGCUCCCUCCAUCGCACUAAAUCGGUGGACCGCAGCGAAGUAUUUCAUCGGCGAUUCUCAUU